UUAGUUGUCAAUAUGGCUGUUGUCAGACAGACAAAGCAGAGAGGCAAAUAAUUCGCCUCUGAUUAGAAAUCCUUGGAAAGGGGUCGGACAGGGCACUGUAGUCAAAUUGCUUUAUUGUUCGGCUGCAGUAAAAGACACAGCGGGUCUUUGCUCAAGUUAUAAAGUUAAAUGGUUAAGUGGACGAUUUGAACCGAGCAGCAGGAUGUCUGAGUUCAGUGAGGAGCCGCGCUUCACUAUCGAGCAGAUAGAUCUGCUGCAGCGGCUGCGUCGCUCCGGCAUGACCAAGCAGGAGAUCCUGCACGCACUUGACACUCUGGACCGGCUGGACCGGGAGCAUGGCGACAAGUUCGGCCGCCGCACCUCUUCCUCCUCCUCCUCCUCGAUAGGCGAGCUACAGUCUUCAAGCAAAACAACACUGGCCUCGGCAACCACCACCUCUUCCGCAUCGGCGGCCGCCGCAUCUUCCACAACCUCCAAAAUCUCCACCGCCACGCAGACGCAGUUCGGCAGCGGAGGGGGACUCUCGCCGUCACCCAGCAACAGCUACGACACCUCCCCACCUCCAGGGCCUCCGCCGCCUUCCGCCAUCUUGCCCUCACCGGUCUCACUGGUGGCUUUGUCGCAGAACGGGAGGGAUAGCCUAGCUGCCACACCCAACGGGAAGCUGUCUCCCCCAAGAUACCCAGUGAACAGUGCGGCCGCAGUGCGAGCGUUUGGCUUUGAAGCUUCAGAAGAGGACCUGGACAUUGACGAUAAGGUGGAGGAGCUGAUGAGGAGGGACAGCAGCAUGGUGAAGGAGGAGAUCAAAGCGUUCCUGGGGAACAGGAGGAUCUCCCAGGCGGUGGUUGCACAAGUUACCGGCAUCAGCCAGAGCAGGAUCUCCCAUUGGCUGCUGCAGCACGGCUCUGACCUGAGCGAGCAGAAGAAGAGGGCCUUCUACCGCUGGUACACGCUGGAGAAAACCACACCAGGUGCCACUCUAAACAUGCGGCCAGCUCCGUUACCUAUGGAGGAGAUGGAGUGGAGGCAAACCCCGCCCCCCAUCACCACUGCCCCCGGAACCUUCCGGCUGCGUCGAGGAAGUCGCUUCACUUGGAGAAAAGAGUGCCUGGCCGUGAUGGAGAGCUACUUCAACGACAACCAGUACCCAGAUGAGGCCAAACGGGAAGAGAUAGCAAACGCCUGCAAUGCUGUCAUUCAGAAACCAGGGAAGAAGCUGUCUGAUCUGGAGCGGGUUACCUCCCUGAAAGUUUACAACUGGUUCGCCAACCGUCGCAAAGAGAUCAAGAGACGGGCUAACAUUGCCACAAUCCUGGAGAGUCAUGGGAUAGACGUCCAGAGUCCAGGGGGACACUCCAACAGCGACGACAUCGAUGGAAACGACUUCUCAGAGCAGGCAUGUGACUUGCCCUAUUUUGACAAGAGACCUCUCAGCCGACCUUUUGGCCUUUACCGACUGGAGCCCACCUCGCCAACCCAGGACGACAGCGCGGCGCACAGCGAGCACCAGGACCCCAUCUCUCUGGCUGUGGAGAUGGCUGCCGUCAACCACACCAUCCUGGCCCUGUCCAGAACCGGAGGGGUCCCCAACGACAUCAAGACGGAGUCCCUGGAGGACGAAUGAACUGCACCGGAACUGGGAUGGAGGAAGCGGAAGAGAGAAAUGAGAGGGGAAAGGGAAGGAGGAGUAGAAAAGGGGGGCAGUGGGGGCUGAAAAAAAAGAGACCAAAAUAAUACUACUUAGUAAACCCCCUGAAUCUGUCCCUCAGCCAGCCCCCUGCCAACUGUUCCUUCUCUCUCUGCUUCCCUCCUCCCACAAAGUCCAUGUAAACAGUAAUUACCCAUCACCCCCACCCAACCUACCCAAUAUAUUGACACAGCUGGCGAAAUGGGUCACCAUACGUCCUCUGAUCUCCGUGAAAAUGUUCCACGGAAAGAAGAAAAGGGGGGCAAUCCAGGCCUUGAAACCCCCCCUCUCCCCUCCUCCCCCCAAAAAACGGUGGUCCUCGUCUGGGAUUGCGUCUCCCAGCACCUCUUUCCCCCCCAAUACACUCUCUCCUCACAGGAUACCUCUUACUCUCUCCUCUCCUCUUCCUCACUCCCCCUCUCCUCCCCCUCUCCCCCCCAGCCUGGUUGUCUGAGCCGAUCCUCAGUCUAUCUCACCUCAGCGUCAACCUCAGAAAAAUAACAUGUACUGUAUAUAUAAUAUAUAUAUAUGGUUCUUAUGGUUCUCAGUCACACUCACCUCAUGGUGUGCUACCUUACCUACCUACCUACAUACCUACAUAGCCCUCAAAAUCCAACCUCUUCAUCAUGCAGUCCAUCGGAAGAGCAGCCUCCGGCCAGUGUCUGGUCUGGACAGAUGGAUGCUGAGAGUCUCCGCCUCUCCCUCUCUGGCACCGAGGCAUGGAUAAUACCGGACAGACGGAACUGUCCAGUCACUGUCUUCUACCCUCUGUAGUUAUCAUUCCUCAGCGGAGUGGCUUUCUGUUAGAGCUGCUGUUGGAUGAAAAAACCUCUAAAAAGUCAGCUAAAAAAAGAAGUAGCCUUAAUUUCAUACGGACAACUACACCUUUACUUUUAUGCAGUAUACAGCAGGUUUUGAAGUUUUCUCCCCGACAACGAGGAAGAACAAGAAACUUUUUAGUACGCAUAUAAAAUGCCAGAAUAAAGUCCAACAGCAGCAGCGGUUUUAGUUCUUCCACCCGCAUUUCCCUCUGUUUUCAACCCAAACAGCAGCUGGAUAUACGGUCAUUUUGCCUUUAGUUUCCCAGUGCCACUAUCGUUAAGUACUCGAGGCUACGAGAAUCAAUUUAGGCUCAAUGUGAUAAUCAAGCAAACUUAAGCUAUCUAAUAAGGGGAAUCGUGCUUUGUUUUUAACGUCAUCCAUGCCAAAGGAAAAGAUGCUCGGAGCAAAAAGCGUAGAGGCUAAGCUAAGACUGAUCUGAAAGCGGUAUUCGCGUUCACCCAAAGCGAUUUCUACUAACUCCUUUGGCGUACGUAGGUCGUUUCUCGCGCCCAGUGAAGCUUCUUGAGCCAGUGUGGCGUCAAAUGUGGGCGUGGCACUACAGCAGGCCUGUGUCAGUAAAGAUAGGUGUUAGCAGCCAGAUAUAUAAAGAUUCAAAUACCCCUAAGCUAUUUACUAUUUGUUCUGUGACGCUGCCUCUUUAUAAUAGCCUAAAGAAUGUGCUUUCAGAAGAUUUUUUUUAAUAUCAGUGGUAAGAAAUCUAAAUCCACACUGGAAAUGGUUUAGCAUAUCAGAACUUCUGAGACGGUUUCUGUUUUUAUUUCAUCUGUAUAGCCUCAAAGGUAAAGCACCACUUUGAAGGGAAUCAAAUACAUUUAAAGCGGUGACAUUGGAAAUCAUUUUCCACUUUUUGUUUUUUGCCCCAGGUGGAACUUUUCCAAAACCAUCUUUGAAUGAAGAUCAUCGUAAUGUUAUAAGCAAAGACAAAGUGGUGUGUCCCUGAAAGGUAGAGUCCUGUUUCUGGGGGAUCACCAAUUGUCAAGUAUUAGCGCUUUUUCAGUCUCAGACUGGAAUCUUCAAAUUGGCCUUAAGGUGAAAGGGUUCAAAUAAAAGUUUAGAUUUUUUGGGAAAUAUGCGUAUUCACUCUUUAGUCGAGAGUUAGACGAGAAGAUUGAUACCACCCUCAUGCUUGUUUGCUAAAUAUGAAGCUAAAGCCAGGAGACAGAUAGCUUAGCACGAAGACUAAAGCAGAUGGAAACAGCUAGCGGCUCUGUCUGAGGUAAAAAACUCAAAUCUGCCCGCUAGCACCUCUGAAGCACGCUAAUUAACCUGUUAUAUUUCGUUUUUAUUAAAGCCAUAAUGUUACAAAAAAUGAAGUUUAAAAACGUCAAGUUGACCGAUGGUUACGUGCUGAAACAAUUUUUUGGCACAGUGACGUCCUGCACGCCUUUUCUACUUUUCCAGGAGAUAUAUGGUGUUGAUCAGUGGGCUUUUUAGGUGCUAGUAGUUAAAGACUUUCACAUUGGACAGAGCCAUGCUGGCUAGCUGUUUGAUCCUGCUUCCAGUCUCUAUGCUAAAUGAACUGUCGCCUUGGCGUUAGCUUCACAUUUAGCUUCUUACAGUGGAAAUGUAGAAACCAUGUGUUGCUAGGUGAGUUUUUUAUUAUUUUUUUAAACUUGUGCCCAAAGCCAGCUAUUAUGCUAAGCUAACUGUCUCUUAGCUGCAGCUUCACAUUUAGCGUACAGACGCGAGAGUGCUAUCAACCUUCUCAUCCGUCUCAGCCAGAAAGCUGAUGAGCGUAUUUCCCAAAAUGCCCCACUGUUGCUCUGAAGGAACCCCUGCCUUAGCGAUGGUUUUGGAGAACUGGGAAAAUCUUCUACAAAGCAGGAUUGAAUAGCCAGGAACCCUCAUGUAAUUCAUCAUGUUUUAAAUAGUCAGAUAUGGAUAUUGGUGAUGCAUCAAGUAAUGGUAUCUGGAUCCUGCUUGUAGAACAGCUCCCAGCCCUGGGCUCUAGUCUAGUAAAGCUCUAUUUAAAUCUAUUGCUUCUGUGUGUACGAAGCUGCGGAUACAGUGACUCAGUACUGGGACCUGUGUUUCUAAAACAAAGGGUUGAAAGAUAAAAACAAUAUGUAUUUAUACUCAUUUUUUAUGGUAAUAUACAAAAAAGAAUGACAUAUGUUUUGAAAUGAAACAUGCUUUUAUUGUUAAAUUAAUCAUGCUUUUUCAUUUCUCCUGAACUUAUUUUUUAUGUUAUCAUUUAAACCAUUUUUUUGUGUGUCAUCCCUUAUUUGACUGAACAGCAGUCUCCCCUGUUUGUGUCUGAGGUAGAAAGCUAUUUUGUGAGAGAUGAAUGAUGAUGCACCUUAUUUAAAAAAUAAUCGCUCUUGACUUAGCUUAAAAUGUAAUCUACCUUCCCUUGAGCCUCCCUUUUGAAACAGCAAACGUCCAGUAUACUAUAAUGGGGCUGGUGUGAACAAACAUUUCAGUGCAGCUGCUUCACACACCGUAUCGUAUUAAAUCAAAGCCCCAGUAUGUGCUGUUCUCUCCUUAAAGAAUCGACACACCAGACUCCAUAGUGAAAUCCAGUGAUUUAAUGUCGACCUUCCUCUUACAGACAUUAGAAUAACUACAAUUACAUAUCUAUUACUAAGUACUGACUGCAUUUAGAUUUGUAUGAAAGUACAAUUCAUCUUGUUCCGUUGCCAUACUAUUAAAGUUAUUGGAAACACAAUAAAAUUGUGUUUGAUUAUGUGGUUUGGUGAAAUGUUCCAUAUCUGGAACUGUAAAUGAACUGAAAAUGUGUGUAUGUUUGGCUACUGACACCCAAAACAUAUGAGUUAGCUAUUCCCCUUCAGACCUCAGACUCUGAUAUAAUGGAGGCACAUUUUUAGAAUUGACACACACUACUCACUUGCCAAGCAGUGAGAGUAGAGUGUAUGUUGAUUAAAACAUUGUUCACCAUCAACGGGCUAUUGUAAGGAUUUUUUCUAUGGAGUUUGGUGUGACGUUCUCUCCCCAUACAGAAUAAUAAUAUUGUAUUCUAGAAAUAGUGAAAUAAGUUGUGCGUGGAAGGAAAAGACUACAAAGAGUGCAUUUAGAGAUUAUUCUCUCACUAUAAGACACUUAAAUGAAUUGCCUUAGUGUCUGAGAGAUGCCACGGCCCAAUUAGCAAGAACAAGUUUUAAUCCAGCAGUAUUUUACACGAGCCUUCAAGCUUGACAGAAAUGUUUAUGGGAUGGAAAAGAACCCCCCCCCCCCCCCAGGUGCUCAAGAAGUAAAGAUCCUGUGCUUUUCCAAGAGAAAACUGGAAACGCAUUAAUCUGAAUAACGAGACAGAAACCUGAAGCAGGCUCUCCCACCCAAUGUCGUGUGUACUCCAGUGGUAGUGCUUACUCUGAAGGGGUGUCCUCUCGUGGUGUGUCAGGGUCAACAAGUCUACAUGUCCUUCUGUGUCCCCAGUGAAAACACCAUCCACCUCAUCCCAAUAUAGCUCUGAAAAAGAGGACUGAAUGCUGUUGUAUCAAUCUCAAAUCUAGUUAUGUUCAAAAUUACUGUAUUGCCCAUUUCAGAAUUUAGUGCCUUUUUUGGACAGUAGACUGUUCUGUAAUUAAGAUGUAGUAUAUAUACAUUUUUUUGUACAGUUUCUUUGUUCAUUUUUUUAACUUGUGUUUAUUUUAGUAUUAUAUAUAAUGUACAAGAGAAUAAAGCUAUAUCAAUGAGG
Morone saxatilis (striped sea-bass) is the source of this 6188-nucleotide messenger RNA. RefSeq names its product homeobox containing 1 b (gene hmbox1b). The transcript has 12 exons. Bases 203 to 1624 code for a protein of 473 amino acids. NCBI's taxonomy places the organism in Eukaryota, Metazoa, Chordata, Actinopteri, Moronidae. Gene Ontology annotation, cellular component: nucleus. The record is from RefSeq and is a predicted model, not a curated record. Gene Ontology annotation, molecular function: double-stranded telomeric DNA binding. Gene Ontology annotation, biological process: positive regulation of DNA-templated transcription.